Molecule: messenger RNA, 1508 nt
Organism: Hippocampus comes (tiger tail seahorse)
Lineage: Eukaryota; Metazoa; Chordata; Actinopteri; Syngnathiformes; Syngnathidae
Gene: vamp7
Product: synaptobrevin-like 1
Exons: 8
Coding region: 166-825 (219 amino acids)
Biological process (GO): vesicle fusion; endosome to lysosome transport; exocytosis
Cellular component (GO): SNARE complex; membrane
Molecular function (GO): SNARE binding; SNAP receptor activity
Source: RefSeq, a predicted model, not a curated record
CGGUCUGAAGGUCCGCCUGCUAGUUUACAAAGCAGAAGUCACUCGAAAGGGAUUUGCUAGGUUUGGAAGUCUUGUGAGAUGUUGGACUUUUGUGUCAAUGUGCAUUUUUGAAGGCCGAUUAUUAUCAAGGUUUUGGAGUAAGCGUUAUCCGUGCCAGCUGUGGCCAUGGCAAUUCUCUUUGCCGUGGUGGCUCGUGGAACAACCAUCCUAGCCAAGCAUGCAUGGUGUGGUGGCAACUUCCUCGAAGUGACUGAACAGAUCUUAGCCAAAAUUCCAUCCGAGAAUAACAAGUUGACAUACAGCCAUGGCAGCUAUCUCUUUCAUUACAUCUGCCAUGACAGAAUCAUAUACCUGUGUAUCACUGAUGAUGACUUUGAAAGGUCUCGUGCAUUCAGCUUCCUCAGUGAGAUCAAGAGGCGCUUCCAGACCACGUAUGGUUCACGAGCACAAACAGCCCUGCCGUACGCCAUGAACAGCGAGUUCUCAUCGACGCUGGCUGCUCAGAUGAAACAUCAUUCAGAUCCUCGGGGAUCUGAUCGGCUUACUGAAACACAGAUGCAAGUGGAUGACCUCAAGGGGAUUAUGGUCCGCAACAUAGAUUUGGUUGCGCAGAGAGGGGAGAAGCUGGAGUUGCUGAUUGACAAGACAGAAAAUCUGGUUGAUUCUUCUGUCACGUUUAAGACGACCAGUCGUAAUCUGGCCAGAGCUAUGUGCAUGAAAAACCUCAAGUUGACCUUUGUUGUUGUGCUGGUGUGCCUGGUAAUCAUUUACAUCAUUGUCUCUGCUUCCUGUGGUGGCCUCACCUGGCCCUCUUGUCUCAAAUGAGAAGACCAUGGGCAUAAUAGGACUGAUGCAGAAAAGGGGGACAGAAGCCACCUAUUCAACCAUGGUUGCCAGUGGACAGAAAAAAAGGACACAAUAAUUGCUUUUUCUUGUUUUGCCUCAGUUUGCCUGAAAGACAGUUGCUCCCACUGCUGUUGCUUUGAUAGUGUACACUUGCCUUCAGCAGAGGAACCCCCCCUUCCCCCCCACACCCCAAUACCAUCGCGGCAAGGUGACCUACAACUGAUGCAGCACAGUAAUCUUGUCUUAAACUAUUUUGUCUGUCUGAUUUAUAGCACUUUCACUGUAUCUCUGUAUUCCAUCCUUUCCAACUGAAAACAAAAGGUGACUUUAUUUACAUGCUUGUUCAUUAAUGUGCACCGAUGAACCUUGACACAUGGAAACUAGAAGCUUCAGAGAUGUGGAGAAGAUCGAUACACUGUCCCUGGUCCCUUUACUGAAUACUACUACUGGACAAAAAUACAUGUAACAAAUAACCUAGGAAUAGGGUGGGUAUUCACCCACCCUAUUCAAACACAGAUGUUGUAAAUCUUUUGUGUUUUCUUACCAAUCACACAGUGCAUCAUGCAGUAAAUUAUGUAAAUCAGUUAUUAUACAAAAAAAUUAUAUUGUACAUCUGAAUGAUUAUGUGAUUAAUAUUAAAUAUUUGGCAUGUGACUGAUGAA